CGCUACGACGGGACCGCAAUGAAGAGAUAAAUGGCACCUUUAUCUAUUUAUUUCUAAGUAUUACGGUGUCGGUGGUUGUUAAUUGAGAGAGAGAGCGGCACGAUAAAACAGCUGCUGACACUUGAAAGGGCUUCUUAGAAGAAUAAUGGAUGAGACCCGUCACUAACUUGAGGCUUGAGGAAGAUUUUUAUUCAGGCUGAAUCAUGGAAGGUAACGAUGACACGUCUGUGACCAUGACCCAGCCGCAAACUGACGUGCGCAACUCUGAGGCGGGAGGAGGUGGAGAAGUCUCCAGCAAAGUGGAAGAUGGAGUAAAUCCUCUCACUCCUGCUGAUUCCUGUGAUGCUAAUAUGACAGGACUGAAUAAAGGAGGCCAUUCUAACCUGACAGAGACUCCUGCACCCUCAGUGGUGAGUCCCACUGCUGAACCUCCAGGAGGCGUGGCUCUUAAAGUGGCUACAACUGUACUCCACCCAGUGUGUCUGGGUGACAGUCCACUCAUGCUGCCCAUUCACCUCCAGAUGGCUGGAGCAGCCGGGCCUCAGCUUGGACAGAUGGGGGCAACGCCGUACUUGAUAGCGAGCCAAAACCCAGUUUCGCUGCCCCUGGUCUUGGACCAGCAGGUGAUUCAGCACAUGAGUCCAUCUGUAAUCCCUCAGACUGCUAACUGUGCACAGCUCCAGAACAACGUCUUGUGUCAGAAUCCUUUGACGUUCGGUUUACCUCCAGCUGUUGACCAGAAGUCCGCAGGACAGACGCAGGAUGCUAACCUACUCUCUCUCCUGCAGAAUCCAGCUUUUGCAGCCAUCUUGCAGGACCUCUUCCCUUCCCAGGCGAGUUCGUCAACCUGUCAGUCACCAGGCUCUCCCUUCUUCCCCCUUCCUCCCCUCACACCUCCCUACACCUCCCCUCUGGCCCCUCUGGUCCCUCCUGCCACACUUCUAGUCCCAUACCCAGUCAUCAUUCCUCUACCUGUGCCUCUACCGGUCCCUCUCCCUAUCCCCAUCCCUGUCCCUCAGACUGAGGAUUCAAAGGGGAACAUGCCAAAACCAGUUUGCACUGUGAGUAGAAGCACUCAGACUUCACCAAAAGAUACUACCUCCCCCUCGCCGUCUUCAAGGAAAUGCAUGCCUCCAUUCCAGCCACAAAAUGCGUCCCUAUCCUCACUUCCUCUAGAGGAAGGACAGGCCCUGGACCUUUCUGUCAGGCCAUGUCCAGUUGAACCAAAACAGGAAUAUCCCAGUCCACAGCAGGACAGUGUGCUGGACUUGUCAGUUCCUGGUGUGAGGAAAAAGUGUGCUCAGACAGACAGAGAAGGAGCCUCACAGUCCGGUCCGGAUAGCGGCAGUGCUUCUUUGUCCCUGGGUGUCGAAUGCACUCAGAGUUUAAAUUCCAAACUCCUCGGUAGCCUGGCAUCGCUGGAGUUCAGCCGGCAGCACAAGUGGUUGGUUGACAGCAGUGCUGCUGGGUCUAGUUCUCUGAGUCAGGAGGCGUCUCUCAGCGGCACUGGAAACCUCGAGAUAGUCAGCACCUCACAGACAGCCAAGGUCAUCGUCUCGGUGAAAGACGCGAUCCCCGCCAUCCUCUGCGGAAAGAUAAAAGGCCUUUCAGGAGUCUCGACCAAGAACUUCUCCAUAAAACGGGACAGCAGCCAGGGCGCAGCUCUGCAGCAGCUCUAUGGAGUGCCGUCAGCAUCUCACGGGGAGCAACAUGAUCCCAACAACCCUCUUAAAAAGGUCUCUAAAAGCAGAGCUAUCAAACUGAAGAAGGUCAGCUCACAGGAGAUCCACUUCCUUCCCAUUAAGAAGCAGAGACUCGCAGCACUGCUCCCCAGGAAGUGAGCAUGCUCACUGGGGAGGGGGACUAAUCUCUGGACUGGCUUUCUGGUAAUCCCUCCAGAGAGUAUACCAUAAAACACAUGUGGGGACGUUCUGUAAUCAAAUUCAAACACUUGUGUGUCCAAUCAGAGGUCAGAGUUUGGCUUUAAAAGCGAGGCUCUGACAGUGUGACAACAGUGUGACACAGUAGUUACACAACUGGUUUCUUCUGACUUAAUUUUCUUUUGUAAUGCACUAGUCUACAGUGUUUUACCUGAAAUGUUUUAGUGUAUGGCAGCUUAGUGCGCUCUCUGUGUGUCUCUGUGAAUCAGCAGUGUUUAAGAAAAUGUGUGAUUCAUAGUAACAGCAAAGACCCACAAGUUCAGUUCCUCCAUUCAGGUUGAUGGUUUGUUUCCACAUAUGUUUUAUAUAUUGGUACACUGAAGAAAGUGUACAGCAGCAUGCGACUGAAGCUGUUAGAACAUGUCCCAUCAGUGGAAAUUCACAUGGUCAUCAGUAGCUCAUUGGAGCGAUUCAUUCUUUCCUGAUUGGUUGGGAUUUAGCAUGACAGGCUCAUAAUGACUUGGCGAGGCCAGAGCCACAAUUUCAUUAAAUGAACGUUGGCAGCAGCAGCCGAUCACAGUAAAAUAUGUUCUUAUUUUAACAGCAGUGGGUAAUAAAAGGAGCUUCUUAAUUACUUUCAUGUUUAAACUGACCUUUCUAUCCAAAAUUGAGGAAACUACAAAAAGACCUAAUAUUGUUGCUGGCUAAAUUAGCCAAAGCUGAGGAAACGUCUCGUACCACGCGUGUAAAACACUGUAACCGCUUGCUGUUUCCACUUGUUAAAGGGGACCUAUUAUGCUUUUCCUUGUUGACUGUCAUAUAAAUAUUACAGUGGCAGAUGCUCAAUUUAAAAAUAGCCAGAGUUUUAAAUUAUGAGGUCAGUGUUAUAUACAAGUAAUCCUAAAAGGCCUAAAACUCAAGCUUCAGACUUCUAAAAGCUUGAUUUCAGGUUUUUUUUUUUUUUUUUUUUUUCCCUCUCCUCUUGGUUCUGUAUGAUGUCAUGGAGAGAGAAUAUCCCUAAUAUAGUUAAAUCACCCCCACAGUAAUGGUUGUGACCAGACCUUUGUUUGAAAGGGGCAACCAAUCAGAAGAAAAAUGGCUUAAAGAGUGAAGGAACUAAAAUGGCUCCUUGCCAUAGACUGUAUCUAAAAGAUGGACAUGGCCACCUUGACAUCCGGGCUCUACAUUUUGAAGCCUUCACUUUAGCAUAUUGGCUGCAACCAUAUUCUUUUUUUGUUUGUUUUAGAGCUUGAUUUAAAUAUAUUCAGGUGAGAAGGUGGAGCCCCAAAUAAUCGGCUAACGCUAGUAGGUUUCAUUAGCAAGCUACUUUAACUUAACUUUACAUUUGCAAAUAUGUGCUAAUUAGUGCUACAUAAAGUUAAAAUGCUGUUUAGGUGACUUAAAAUAAUUUAGCUUACCAAAACAGAAAAACAAUUUUUUGGAUGGUCUGUAUUACACAGCAAAACUAGCAAAAUUAGCUGAGGUGAAGCCUAGCAGAUAACGAUUGCCUGCAGCAGCCUUUGUUGGUACAAAGUAGAAACUUCUAGAGCUAUAAAAAAAAAAAAAUAGCCGAUAUAUAAUUGCAAUGCACUGCAGUUUUAGCAAGCUAAUGCUAAACGCUAAAUGCCAUGCCAGCUUGCUAAUUCAGUGAUGGUGGACAGUUGAAUAAUAUUAUGUAAUAUUCUGUGAUAAUGGUUGGUCCUACGGGUCAUUGAAGGCACCUGAAUCUGAUUGGACCAUGUGACUUGAUGACACUAGGGAGGGUGGAUCCCUCUGGUCUGUGUUAUGCUGCUCUAAAAUAAGAUGCACGGCUAGAUGACCUCAGCAUGGUGCAGCGCCGCUGCCUAGAACCCUGUGGACUCACUGACCCACUGGAGAUAGGAACAUGGCUUCUUUGACUGGCAGGUUUCCCUACACAAGCAGCUGCAGCCAACCAUUCUCUGCUGAGCCUCACCUCCAAUACUUUGAGUCAUUAAACUGGACCGACUCCACCAUAUUUAACCUGUUGGUGCCUUUUGGAACAAUUUGGCAGCCAACAAUUUAUUGCAGACUGUGCAAUAAAUUUUUUUCCUAGUUGAUAAUUUUUCACCUUUUCAUCAAAUUAAGGUAACUUCUGCUAGUGGCCAUAAGUGACUGUUUUAAGUUUCAAAAUAUGGAGCCCAGAAACCAAUAGGUGACAUCAAGGUGGCCACAGGUUUUAUAGUUUAUGAUUGCCACACCUUUAACUGUAGACCUCCUGUACUGAAGGUUAUACCCAGCUGUAAACAUGUUUAUUUCUGCUGUAAAAUUGGGCAUUUUAACAUGUCUAUGGAGAUUGACUCACUUAUGGAGACAGCCUCUAGUGGCUGUUAGAGGAACUACAGUGUUUGACACUUCUUCCAUGUUGGCUUUAUUUUUCAGGCCCAGUUGAUGCAGCAUACUUAUUUCAGUCAGUGGAUGAACUGCUGUGGCUCCACGAAGGCCCAGGAUAAGAUGAAUUCAAAUUAUUUUGAACUGUGAAUCAUGCAAAGCUGCUUUAAUGAGGUCACAGAAUAAAAACAUGAAGCUGAAAGUGGGCAUAAUAGACACCCCCCCCCUCCCAAGUGAAUCUGGGUGGAAGUUUGCUAUUGAUUACAUUAUAAAAAUCGGCUGUGAAGCAGAGAUGAAACUGAAGGGAAAAGCCACCAUUAAGGAGAAAUCAUGACCAAUUUCUUGGCUUCAGUGAGAGAACAUGUUGUUCGUGUAUGUGUUAAGUGUGUGAUUAGUCUAUUAGAAACAGUAAUGAUGAAAAUCCACUCUUUUUUUUUUUUUAAAUCGUGUAAAGCAUCUGUUCAAAGUGGUUUUAGUGUCUUUUUUUUUGUCAUUGUUUUGUGGAGCGUGGUAAUUUUCUGUCUGAGUUGUGAAUGUGGAGCACAUUUGUGUUUAUUUAUCCUGUUGAGUGCACUUUGUCAAAGGCUGUCCUACCUAUUCUGCUAAAGCCCCCCCCCCCCUUUUUUUUUUGAUUGCAGGAGUUAUGUAAAUCUGUGAAAUACAGGCCAAGAACUAAUAACAGCCAUAUGCAGACUGUCUAGUUGAAGAGAUGGAAAAAACCUUGAUGCUCUAUUUUUUUUUUAACUAGUUCCUUAUUUAUAUCUGUGUACUUAAGCAGUCUCAGCACAUCUUAACUCAUGCCUGCAGUCCUUUAAACAGAGGGCUCUUUGGUUUAGUAGUUCGACCUGAUCACUUUAGUUAUAUAGGAACAUCCCUAAUUUAUUAUUUGUACAACCUAUUUAUACAGUGUGUUUAUAUAAUGAGUGAUCAGUUAGGAGACAGAGUGACUCGAUAUUGUGAUACAGUCGAAGCACUUUUUGCUUCUGACAGCAGAUUUAAUUAAAAGGUCUCCAGUUGAAAUGUGAUGGCAUUUAAAUGUUUGCUUAACUGUACAGUAUGUGUGCUUUUUAUAUGGAAGUGAACUAAAACCUUCAAUUCUAAAUUGUUUGAGUUUUCUUUUUUGAAAAGAUUUUAUUUUCUAAAAGGUGGACGCUUUCUUGGCUGGAAGCGGUUUGAUAUCAAAGAUCAGCACACAGUAAAUCAACCUGACAAAAGGGUAACCUAUGAGGACUCCAAACAGAAAGAUAACGAUGUUUAAUCUAAUGAGUUUAUCAUGCUUCCUCGCUCU
Messenger RNA from Archocentrus centrarchus (flier cichlid), 5517 nucleotides. RefSeq names its product retinoic acid induced 2 (gene rai2). Gene Ontology annotation, cellular component: nucleus. The coding region runs from base 204 to 1841 and encodes 545 amino acids. NCBI's taxonomy places the organism in Eukaryota, Metazoa, Chordata, Actinopteri, Cichliformes, Cichlidae. The record is from RefSeq and is a predicted model, not a curated record. The transcript is spliced from 2 exons. Gene Ontology annotation, biological process: animal organ development.